This is a messenger RNA of Bufo bufo (common toad), 2149 nucleotides long. RefSeq names its product neudesin neurotrophic factor (gene NENF). The record is from RefSeq and is a predicted model, not a curated record. The transcript is spliced from 4 exons. NCBI's taxonomy places the organism in Eukaryota, Metazoa, Chordata, Amphibia, Anura, Bufonidae. Gene Ontology annotation, cellular component: membrane; endomembrane system. The coding region runs from base 31 to 531 and encodes 166 amino acids.
CCCCGCCCUCUCUAGGAAGUGGUGCACAACAUGUCGCCGUGCAGCAGAGUUGUGUGUUACUUUGUGCUGUUGCUGGGUUCUGUCGUUUUCAGCUCUGCGGAUGUGGACCCCGAGUUACGACGCACGAAUCCGCAUAAGCCAGUCCGGCUCUUCACCGACGAGGACCUGGCAAUCUACAAUGGGGAACAGGCGGAUCAGCCCAUAUACAUGGCAGUAAAGGGAGCUGUGUUUGAUGUUUCAGCUGGAAAAGAGUUCUAUGGAAAGGGAGCUCCAUAUAAUGCACUGGCGGGAAAGGACUCUACACGAGCUGUGGCCAAGAUGUCUCUGGAACCAGAAGAUCUUAUUUCUGACACGACCGGCCUCACCGAGGAACAGCUGAAGUCUCUAGACGACAUCUUUGAGAACGUGUAUAAGAAAAAAUACCCAAUUGUUGGCUACACCGCCCAGCGCAUCCUGAAUGAGGACGGCAGCCCCAACUCCGGCUUUAAACCCGAGGAUCAACCGCACUUCAAGAUCAAAGAUGAAUUUUAAAGAACUUGAACACUGAUAAAGAAAAUAUUUGCCUUAAAGGGGUUGUGGUGUGCUAAAAAACGGAGGUGGGGUCUUUUAAUGAAACUGCACCGCUCUUGUCCGUGGUAUUGCAGCUUAGCCUAAUUCACUCAAAAGCUGCAGUAGCAGACACGGCCUGUGGACAAAUGUGGCGCUGUUUCUUUUAAAGAAACCACAUUUUUUCUUUAAAGUGGUUAUUUAAAUAUUAGAUUUUUUUUCCCCUUUCUUUCUUCUAUCAGUCUGAGUAUUAUAACCUAGGAGUAACAAACCAUAGCGUUUACAGGGUUUAGACAGUCCAUAUAUACCUGCCUUCUGGUUCGGAGGGAGAAGGCAUGUUCAGCUUACAUCAGGAAAGGGAACUAGCACAGGCACCCUAAGGGUCAUGCACACAAACGUAUUUUUUGUCCGUUCCGUUUUGUUUUAUUUUUUUGCGGGUCAUAUGCGGAACCAUUCAUUUCAGUGGUUCCGCAAAAAAACGGAAAUGACUCAGUGUCCGCAUGUCCGUUCCGCAAAAAUGAUAGAACUUGUCCGUUUUGCAGACAAGGGCAGGCAUUGUUACAGUGAAUCCGCACAAAAAAACUGAUGUCACACGGACGUCAUCAGUUUUUUUUUGCGGAUCUGUGUUUUGCGAACAGCAAAAUACAUAGGUUCAUGUGCAUGAGCCCUAAAUAAUAGUACCUGAUCCAAUAUGGGAUGGUGGAUGGAAAACAUUCAGUCUAUGGCCGUACACACAUGCUGUAAUGGAAAGCCGCGGUUGGUGACGUCUCCUCAAGCACUAAACGUCGAUGUAGCCAUGCAGGUGUGGAUGGAGUACCCUCAUCAUAGCAGUGUCAUUAGAGAAUGGGGGGGGGGGCCAUAAAUGCUAGUUUAGGGAACAGUCCCAAUAAUACUGCAUCCAAUUUGGCAUUUAUAACCUAAAUGAUGAAGAAUGAGCCCCUUUCUGCCGGAUACUGCCACAGCCAUCUGUGACAGGAGGUCUUGAUGCUUACAUCCCUUUUCCAUGGCGGGAAUACAUUUCCAUCUAUGGAGUCCCCCUCUCUGCGCAGCUCCUCGCCACUCAUUACAAGGAGAAAGCCGACCAGUAAUGGGUCCCCCUUUUUUUUUUUUAGGGCCCAUUUGGCAGUGCAAGGGUUACUUUUAAGGUAGAUGUCUUUGUCUUAUGAAAUAAAGAUCCUUUGAGUAAUUGUACUGCUCCAAGGGUAACGCAUGAGUAAGACCAUUACAAAAAUAUGGCGCCUUAUGCACCUGCUGCAUCAUGAUUACAAGGUUCUCCUUUACCGCCACUAGAAGAAACUGCGCUGAGUGUAUUUCGAGCGUCCUCCGAAGUGUUUUAGUUAGACCUUAGAAACUGCGUGUACCGUACAACAAUUCUGAUUAAUGCCCAUGCGUUAUGUACAUGACGUCCGUGUUGCAUCCGUCUGCUUUCCACAUCUAUAUGUCCAAUCCGUAAAAAGAUAGAACAUGUCCUAUACUUGGCCGCAAAAUGCGGACCACGGACCCGUUGAAGUCGAUGGGUCCGCAAAAAAUGCAAAUGCAAACCGGAUGGUAUCUGUAUUCUGCGGAUCCGCAAUUUGCAGAGUACAUACGGUUGUGUGCAUGA